This is a messenger RNA of Manis javanica (Malayan pangolin), 3126 nucleotides long. RefSeq names its product UV stimulated scaffold protein A (gene UVSSA). NCBI's taxonomy places the organism in Eukaryota, Metazoa, Chordata, Mammalia, Pholidota, Manidae. Gene Ontology annotation, biological process: response to UV; transcription-coupled nucleotide-excision repair. Gene Ontology annotation, cellular component: chromosome. The record is from RefSeq and is a predicted model, not a curated record. Gene Ontology annotation, molecular function: RNA polymerase II complex binding.
CAUCGUCGUGUUGACCUUUGUCCCAGCGCCCACUGGACCAUAGCGAGCCAAUGACUGUGUAGAUCUAGGGCACGUGACAGAGGCGGGCCCUCCACCAGAAGGGGCGAGGCGAGGCAAACGUCCUGAUGGCUGUGGCGUCCUUUCCUUCCUUGGAGGCCGCCGUCUCCCCUCCCGGCUCACCCCUGUGUCUGGCGGAGCCGUGGCGUCCGGGCUUAGGGAUGCCGGCCAGGUCCGCCUAGAGGAGAGCCCGUGGGCAGCGGGGUGCUGGGGAUGCUCAGAAGAACAGCUCCCGCCCGGCCGCCAACAAGUGUGCCUUGAGCUUGUGUCAGGACGUAAAUGCGACUGUUGGGGAGCCCCGGCCCGGUCCCUCCCUCCACCAAAUACAGGCGCCUCGUCUCAGGUCCUGCUGAGCGCCCCACUUGCCCGGCCUAACUGCUCCGGCCCCUGAUCUCGGGCCCUCAUCCGCGCUGCUCCGCGCACUGCUGUACCUUGGCUGGGCGGGCCUCUGCCUUCGGCUCCCCGGGCGUCCGCCCCAUAACUUGUUAGAGAAAUCCGAAACAUCUCCGGUCUCUAGAGGCUGCCUUUUGGAUUGAGAACGAAUAGCUCUGGCAGUAGGAAAAGCCGCAGUCCCAAGUGGGAAAGCCGACUUCAGUGUAAUAGAUGGUAGCCUUCUUUCCCCUAAUGCCCCGAGUGCUGCUGUCCGGCUCCUGUGAUAGCAGAGCAUUCCUCAUCACUAGGGCGGCCUUGUGGGUCUUGCACAAAAUACGACCUCCAGUUGUUAAAUUUCAGCGUCUGGUCAUCAUCUCAUGGAGUGGCCAAGGGCAUGAAGACCCCAGCCUCCGGGCCCCUUGAAUGCCCAGCAUACAGUAGAGCUUGUAAACAGUUUCAAUAAAACCAAGACGCAUUUUUAGAUAUGGAUAAAAAACUCUCAGAGUUGGUGGAAGAACUCACAACUUCGGGAGAACCCCAGCUGAAUCCUGAGAAAAUGAAAGAAUUGAAGAAAAUAUGCAAGUCUUCUGAGGAGCAGCUGAGUCACACCUACCACCUGCUGAUGGCGCAGCUGAGCCAGGAGCACGCCGAGAUCCGCCUCUCUGCUUUCCAGGCUGUGGACGAGCUCUUCACCAGGUCUCACCAGUUUAGGAUGCUGGUCAUUUCCGACUUCCAGGAGUUCCUGGAGCUCACGCUGGGCACCGACCACGAGCAGCCUUUGCCACCCCCCAGGGAGGUGGCCCAGCGGCUGAGACAGGCUGCCACCCGGGCCAUCCAGGGGUGGAACGAGAAGUACGGCUCAGCCUACAAGAAGCUUGCCUUGGGCUUCCACUUCCUGAGACACAGCAAGCAGGUGGACUUCCAGGAUGUAGAUGCCAGGACCCCGGCAGAAAGGAGGCAGGCAGAGGAGAGGCACAGACGCUGGGACAGAGUCCACAGGGCACGGUCAGAGCAGGCCGCUAGGGAAAUGGAGGGCAUGUGUGAGGACAUUCGAAGCUGCCUUAUGGAGGUGGACAGCUGCUUCCAGCUGCUGGUGCCCUUUGACUUCAGCCCAAGCCUGGGGGCCGCCUUGCCCACCAAGGCCUCUGGAGCAUCUGAGGAGGGCCCCUGUCGCCAGGCUGGUGCUCCCAGCUGCGGGGACGAGGAACAGCCUUGCUGUAGCAAGACCCUGCCAGCCUGUGCUCACCUAGGCACCGCCGGGGAGAAGCCACCCCCAGCUGCCCCUGGGCACCCCUCAGAGGAUGAGGACGAGGACUGGGACAGUGACCAGGAAGGGUUUGUGCAGCACCAUGGGCUGGGCUCCCACAAGUACUCACUGGAGGUGGUGCUCUCCCCAGACGGCCUGAAGGUGCAGGAGGAUGAGGACAACCGUGCGGUCAUCCACUCAGUGCGUGACGGGCUCAAGCUGAUCCAGAACAAGUUCCUGCCGGCUGUGCACUCCUGGGUCCAGCUGUUCACCCGCGUAGGCAGCCACAGUGGGCACUUAGAGGCUGCUGUCCGCCUGAAGUCAGAACUGGAAGCCACCCUGAGGCGAUCCAGGUUGCUUCACCUGGAACCCAAGGCUGUGUGCAGGAGGGAGGCAGCAGCCCCAGGGGACGGGGACGAGGAUGAGGAUGAUGAGGACUUUGUGGAGGUCCCGGAGAAGGAGGGGUACGAGGCCAGCGUCCCUGACCACCUGCAGCCUGAAUACGGGCUGGAGAAGGACCAGGCUCACCAGAGCUCGCAGGCCAGGAAGAGGAUGAAGGAUGAGGAGGCGGCAUGCGACCCUACAUCUGCGGCUGCUCAGCUGUGUCGGCUCCAAGGCCGCCUGCCCCUGCCCUUGGCCCCCAGCCCCAGCGCAGCCCUGGGACCUGAGGAGGCCGGGAAGCUGGCCACAGAGCGGGCCCGGGCGCCCAUUGUGCCCUUCGGGGUGGACCUGUGCUAUUGGGGCCAGGAGCAGUCGGCUGCUGGGAAGAUCCUCAAAUCUGACUCCGAGCACCGCUUCUGGAAGCCCAGUGAGGUGGACACUGAAGUGGACAAUGCCGAAGUCUCAGAGCUGCUCCGGAGCCGCCGUAUCACCUUUGCAGGGGAGUUUGAGCCCGUGAAACACCACUGCCGUGCCCCGAGGCCUGACGGCCGACUCUGCACACGUCAGGACCGGCUGAAGUGCCCGUUCCAUGGGAAGAUCAUCCCAAGAGAUGACACGGGGCAGCCCCUCCAUCCUGAGGACAGGGCCCCAGAGCAGAGGCAAGAGCUUCAGGGGCAGCCCGUGCGCCCAGAUUGGCAGGACCCUGAGUUCAUGAGAGACGUGGAGGCGGCCACAGGGCUGGAUCUGGGCUCAGCCGGGCACCACAGGGGCAGCAAGGGCAGGAAGAGGAGGCCCCCCGGACUCACCGACCUGAAGCAGCAGGCGAACACCGCCCGCGCCCGCAUUGCGAAAAAAGUCUUUGCUAAGGCAGCCGUGCAGAGGGUGGCCGCAGCCAUGAAGCACAUGGACCAGAAGAAGCAUGAGAAGUUUGCGAACCAGUUCAACUAUGCACUGCAGUAGAGGCCAGCCCGGGCCUGGUGUCAGCCCCUCCCUGUGUGCUAGGAUGGGAGUGGCGACCAGUCCCCUGGUGUUGUGUGUGUAUCUAAUAAAAAUGUCCCCAGAGGCAUGAA